This is a messenger RNA of Fusarium mangiferae, 582 nucleotides long. RefSeq lists its product as uncharacterized. The transcript has a single exon. Bases 1 to 582 code for a protein of 193 amino acids. Lineage: Eukaryota; Fungi; Ascomycota; Sordariomycetes; Hypocreales; Nectriaceae. The record is from RefSeq and is a predicted model, not a curated record.
AUGAAGACUGCGAAAGUCAAGCAACACGGAGUGCUUAAGCUUUACGACCGGCGUUACCCUGGACGCAUUCGUCAAGCUAAUGGCACAGCCGCAGCCACAGCUCCUUCGGUUGCAGAAGAUGCUGCGUAUCGGACAUUCGUGCGUCAAGGAAAAAUGGAUGUUUUCCCGUUAGCCCUGAAACGCAUCUACGAAACCGAUCCCGAGGCCUGCGCGAGCGACUUUCUUCACAACCACAGGUUUGGCGGUGCAAGUUUUGGCGGUGCCGAGUCUGAUAGCAUGGCAAGAUUUGAAGCUGCUACUUGGUACGAGUGUGACCAGCACUUCAAGACCGAAUUAAAGGCGUAUAAACAGUUGGAACGACUUCAAGGCAACGGCAUACCACGCCUCUACGCACAUGUGCGAAUUCCAUAUGAUGCAGUUCCCCAAGGUGCUCGAGACGACACACCACGGGACCAAUUUCUUUGUGUUCAUGGUCUUCUAUUAGAAGACAUUCCUGGCCCCACACUCGAAGACUGGCCUACAUCUGACAUGGCUCCAAACAUGUUAAAGAUAGUAGCACAAGGCGCUGCCGAAACGAUAUAG